This is a messenger RNA of Aspergillus piperis CBS 112811, 646 nucleotides long. RefSeq names its product thioredoxin. The transcript has 2 exons. The record is from RefSeq and is a predicted model, not a curated record. Bases 80 to 400 code for a protein of 106 amino acids. Lineage: Eukaryota; Fungi; Ascomycota; Eurotiomycetes; Eurotiales; Aspergillaceae. Gene Ontology annotation, molecular function: protein-disulfide reductase activity.
AAUCAACUACUAGCACCACUUUUUCUUACCGUUAUCCUCCACUCCCAAAUUCAAUUCUUAUCAAUAACCUUUCUGCAUCAUGUCUGUUCCUGCUAUUGAGAGUCUCUCCGACUUCCGAGCCCUCAUCGACUCGGGCGAUGUGGUAAUUGUCGACUUCUGGGCUACAUGGUGUGGUCCUUGCAGAAUGAUCAGUCCAAUCUUCGAAAAUCUGGCCUCUAGUAUUGAGUCGAGCGCGAUCAAGUUCGCUAAAAUCGAUUCUGAUACCCAGCCUGACAUCGCCGAAGAAGUUGGAAUCAGAACCUUGCCUACUUUCAUGGUGUUUAAAAAUGGCCAGAAAGUGGACGAACUGGUGGGUGCUAGUCCCCAAGGCCUGCACGCGCUUAUUCAGCGCCAUGCAUGAGUCUGGUAAACUAUAUACUACUCUGUUGUGCUAUGUAUUUGAGCAAGAAGGGCCUUUGUGUGAAGCGAGAUGAGAUUGCUAUAUCUGAUAUGUGUACAUGUCUUGAAUCACUUGCUGGUUCUCUUCUCACUUGGUUUUGUUGAUAGCCCAAGUUUCGAUUCUUAUACCAGGAACUAAACGUAAUAUACAUACGAUAACUGAUCUCGUUUAGUGGUAAAAGAAGAUCUAAAUAUACUAAUAGCUGUC